CGACCAAUCACGGCGCGGUAAAUAAACGAGUGUUCGCGAUAAGCGCUGCGCGGCGCUGUCAACAUACGAUAGUGAGUUUUUGUGAGUCCUUAAUUGGGGGUUAGUGUACGUUAAUUAAACUGUGACUUCUGAAUUUUUCGAGGAUUGACAGUGGAGACGACGAAUUUUAAUAAUAUAAUUUUAUUUAGGCCUAACUGAUUUUGUGAGUAAGUGGUUGCCAAGUCGCGUAGUUACGCUGCCGUAGUGGGGUUAGGGGGCGCUGCUGCCUCGGCGCCAUGCCGGCAUGCUGCUGCCCGACCAGACGUACGAAGGCGCGCCGGCCCCGGCGCCCGCGCGGCUGCCGGCGCUGCUGCGCGCGCACCGCGUGCGCCCGGACUUCUUCUGCGCCAACCGCCCGCGCCGCUCUGCACACGCACGAGACGCGCGCAAGGCGGUGACGGAGGGUGCGGGUGGCGAGCGGCGGCGGCGCGUACGCCUUUCUGCUACGCAACAUGACGCGUCGUCAUCGAACGAGGCAGUCCACCUGCAGCGGCGGCUACUGAGCCUCAGCUCCGAGCUGGUGACGUUGCGGAACCACCUGCAUGUGGGCGCCAACGCCCCGCAAACAGCUACAGGUGGAGCCAGUGCCGCGCCUACCAAGCCCGGUACACCGCAGCCAGCUGUCCCGCCACGCGCGCCACACUUGCUGCCGCCGCCGGCGCCGCCCGUGCCGCUCGCAGCCCCACCACAGCUCCCCACUCACCCACCAGCUCCACCAGAGAGCAGAUGGCGUGGAGGCGCAGCGCCGCCGGCGCCCGUAGCGCCCGCGCCAACGCCGACGCCGACGCCGCCAGCCACGAGCGGCGCCGCCGACGUCGAUGACUUAAUACACUUGCGCGGGCCGCUCACGGAAGAUGCAGUGGUGCGCGCGCUGCAAGCGCGGUUCUACCAUAACAAAUUCUACACGUGGAUCGGUCCAAUCCUAGUGGCGUUGAACGGGUACACGGACGGGAGCAACGCGCUGACGUUAUCGGCCGCGCGCGCGCAACGGCCGGAGCUGGCGCGGCUUGUCCAUGAUGCAGUCAGGCAUCAGGCAGACACCGGUUACCCGCAGGCUAUCAUACUGUCAGGUGUAUCGGGAUCGGGCAAAACCUACGCGUCGAUGGUGCUGCUGCGGCGGUUGUUCGACGUGGCAGGCGGAGGGCCCGAGACCGACGCCUUCAAGCAUCUGGCGGCCGCCUUCACCGUGCUUCGCUCGUUGGGCGCUGCGGCCACGGCUGCCAACUCGCAUUCUUCGCGAAUUGGCCACUUCAUCGAGGUGCAAGUAACGGACGGUGCACUGUACCGGACCAAAAUCCACUGCUAUUUCCUCGACCAAACGCGCGUCGUCCGCCCGCCGCCCGGAGAGCGCAACUACCACAUAUUUUACCAGCUGUUAGCCGGACUCACUGCCGAAGAACGCACUGCGUUGAGACUCGAAGGCUACGCGCCCCAAGAUUUGCGGUACCUCGCUUCGCCAGCGCCACGACGGCCGGACCCUGAUGACGCGACACGUUUCCUCGCCUGGAAGACAUGUCUUGGAAUCCUCGGCAUUCCAUUUUUGGAUGUUGUGCGAGUUCUGGCUGCAGUGUUGCUACUUGGAAAUGUCCAGUUUGCGGAUGGUGCAGAAGGCGCUGAAACGGCUGGUGACGCUGAGCUGCAAGCUGCGGCAGCUUUGCUCGGAGUAGCGGCACCAGCUUUGCUACGUGGACUGACAACGCGAGCUGCCGCAAGAGGUCGUGCUGCCGCCCGUGCACCUGCAACCGCUGCUGCGGCUGCCGCAGCACGUGACGCCCUUGCCAAAGCCCUUUACUGCCGCACAGUCGCCACCAUCGUACGGCGAGCCAACUCGUUAAAACGCCUCGGCUCAACAUUAGGCACAUUGUCUUCGGACUCAAACGAAUCAGUACACAACCAGGAUGCGGCAUCACGUCGCGCGUCGACUAAUGGUGGGCGCGGCCGAGCCGGAGCCAAGUCCAUGGCAGUGCUUAACGACGCAGUGCGCCACGCCACAGACGGCUUCGUCGGAAUCCUUGAUAUGUUCGGGUUUGAAGACGCGGCUCCAUCGCGUCUAGAACACCUGUGUGCCAAUUUGUGCGCGGAAACUAUGCAGCACUUCUAUAACACACAUGUUUUUAAAUCAUCGGCGGAAUCGUGUCGCGAAGAAGAGGUGGGCGCGGCGGCGUUGGAAGUAGAUUACGUGGAUAAUGUACCGUGCAUAGAUCUGGUAUCAUCGCUGCGUGGUGGGCUUCUGGCGGCACUGGACGCUGAAUGUGCGGCGCGGGGGUCACCGGAGCAGUACGUGGCGCGAGUGCGAGCUGCUCAUCGCGGCCAUCCUCGUCUGGCCGAACCGCGUCAGGCAGGAGCGGCCGCCGCGCGCAGGUUCGCCGUGCGUCACUAUGCUGGAGAAGUUACUUACGACGCCAGUGAAUUCUUGGAUGCCAACCGUGACGCUGUGCCCGAUGAGUUGUUAGCAGCAUUUGACACGCGUGCCUGCGAAUUCGGUUUCGCGACGCAUUUGUUUGGGGCGGAGUUGAAGAUAUUGGCAGCGGCGGGUGGGCCGUCGGGCGGAGUAUUCCGGGCCUCGCCGACGGCGGCAGCUGCGGACGGAGGCUCUACGCUAACGCAGGACUUCCAUACGCGGCUGGACAAUUUGCUGCGAACACUGGUGCACGCGCGUCCACACUUCGUGCGUUGUUUGCGCGCGAAUCACGCCGAGGCGCCCAUGCUCUUCGAGCGUCAAGCCGUUGCCAAACAGGUGCGCGCUCUCCAAAUCCUCGAAACAGCUCAACUCAUGGCAAGCGGCUACCCGCACCGCAUGCGUUUCCGCGCGUUCGGCGCCCGCUACCGCGCGCUGUGGCGGCGCGGCGGCGGCGGCGGCGGCGGCGACUCGCUCGAGCGGGACGCGCCGGGCGCGUGCGCGGCGGUGCUGCGGGCCGUGGCGGCGGCCGCCGCUCCGCCCGCGCCGGCCUCGCCGGCUGCGGUGCGCUGGGCGCUUGGGAAGCGGCACGUGUUCCUUAGCGAGGGGAUGAGACAGGUGCUGGAACGAAUGCGGCGCGGGCGUCGCCAAGCAGCCGCCGAGUGCAUCCAGGCGGCGUGGCGGCGCCACCGCGCGCGCCGCGCGCCCGCGCCGCCCGCGCCGCCGCGGCCCCGCCCCGCGCCUAUUGCCGGUACUCCGCCGCCGGAGCCGACGGACAAGUGCGACCCACAUCUGGUUUCGAGGACCUGCUCGCUUUUCGGGCUAGACUUGGAGCGACCACCGCCAUUACCACCAUCGCGUGCUUACACCGUUGCUGGCGGCGUGAAGCUGGGCUACCCGCAACAACGAGCUGUUCUCUGCGAGUGGAACGAAGGCGACGCGGCGGGUGCGUUGCGGCUGCGGCCCGGCGACGUGGUCAUCGCUGUCGGCGCCGCGCGGCGCGGACAUGUGCAUGUUCAGGUCGGUACCAGGACAGUGGCAGUCCCGCACCGCGUGCUGGCGCCGCCGCGCGCGCCGCCGCCGCGCCUGCAGCCGCCGCCGCCCGCGCCGCCGCCGCCGCAACCCGCCUCUGCCUGACACCGCCCUAUCUUUGUCAUCCAAACAUAAUUAUUGUCUGCGAGGUGAAUUGUCUAAUUUUCUAAUUGGUGGCCAACUCGAUGAAAAGAGUAAUAAUAGCAGUACCACUAGUACCAAUCUUUUUAGGGCCACUUGCACCAACGAAAAUGGAGUCCCACCAUUUUAUAUGAAAUUUGACGGUUGACAGUAGGCCUGGAGGGCUUUCAGAAAUAUCUGACAGUCUUAGGCCCACUUGCACCAACGAAAAUGGAGGGUUGGGGAUGGAUAGGUUGUCUGUACAUGACGUAAAUCGAAUUGAACACAAAAUUUUCUGACAUUAAGACAUACAGUUCAUCAUGUCAGUGAUUGACUCGACAUGAAGUUAAGUUAGGUUCUAUGACGUCACUACAUGUCUGACAGCG
Leguminivora glycinivorella is the source of this 3975-nucleotide messenger RNA. It is a transcript of the gene dachs, whose product is annotated as unconventional myosin-IXAa. Lineage: Eukaryota; Metazoa; Arthropoda; Insecta; Lepidoptera; Tortricidae. Gene Ontology annotation, cellular component: vesicle; actin cytoskeleton; cytoplasm. The coding region runs from base 284 to 3574 and encodes 1096 amino acids. Gene Ontology annotation, molecular function: cytoskeletal motor activity; actin filament binding; ATP binding. Gene Ontology annotation, biological process: actin filament organization; vesicle transport along actin filament. The transcript has 13 exons. The record is from RefSeq and is a predicted model, not a curated record.